UUAUACUGGAAACGAAGAUUUAGUUCGCAUAAUAGCCUUGAGAUGAUAAUCUCAUGCAGUAUUAAUAUUUUUUAUAUAGCUGCUUCUUAAUCGUGUGGUAAAUGUGAUGUCAUUUGCAUUGAGUUCAGCGGUAAUCUGUUGACUGUCUGAUCGGCUGAUCUUAAAAGGGCAACAGUUCGAGCGAGCGGGCCCCUCAAGAAACGAACGCGAGGGACUCCUUUAAGUGUGGUCUGAGUGGCACCUGUCCGUGUGAUGUCAUCCACUAAAGAAAUUGUGCUGCGCCAGCGCCGCCGAGAGCUGGACGCCCGCAGGAGCAAAUCUCGCGUGCGUCUGGGCUCGUGUCUGCAGAGCUGGGCUCAACUCAAAGAUAAACUGGGCUUCUCUCUUCACUCGGAGCUUGCUCAGCAUCUGCUGGAGAGCUAUGUUUCAAGAGUUUGUAUGAAGUGUUCAGGUGAUGGGAAAGGAGAGACUGUAUCAACUACCAAGGAGUCUUUGCAGGAACUCAUCUUGAUGGUCCACAACCAUGGACAGAUGUGUCCUCUUCCUCCUGUCCUGCAGUGUAGGCCUGUCCCAAAAACAAAAACAUCAACACGAGGUCAAAGUGGAAGAAGAGAGGAGGAAACUGAGCCCAAGAAAUUAGCAGAAGCCAGCGAGUGUUUUAAAUACACCUGUGAAGAUGGACAUCAUUUUUUGUGGUGUCCUAUUGACACGGAGAAGCUGAUUUCAAAAAGUGACAGUGAUAAAAUUACAUCCAGCGCAAAGAGACUGAAACGAGACGAGAGACAGAUGAAGGAAACGAUAACAGAUACAGAAAGACAAGAAAUGAUGACUAGAUUAAAAACCAGACAGCAACAGAGAGAAAAUGCUGACAUUGACACAAAUAAAAUGCUUGGACAAAAUAAAAAUGCAGAUGUUACAGCGACUCCUGAAGCACAGGACAGAAAUGAUCUGGCAUCUGACUUUUCUUAUUCAGAGCAUGGAUCUCCAGCAGACAGUGACGAGAUGACUGUAGAUGUUCCUGUCAGGGUUCACAUUGAAAACCAAAGCCGUACUGAUAGCUAUGAAGAAGAUGCAGUGCUGAAUUUAACCAACAGAGGGGCCCAGAGUAGUGCAGAUCAUACUGAGAAACGCAGCGUCAGCAAAAAGACGGGAAUACUUCAAAGUAACAGUUCACAGUCAUUGAAAAGGAUGUCUCAGAUUGGUGGCAAGAGGAAAAGAAAAUUGACAUCCAAAUUGAUUUUGUCUUGUGAGUUUGAAGGCUGCGAUAAGAUUUUCUCCAGUCGACAAUAUUUAAAUCAUCACAUCAAAUAUCAGCAUCUGCAUCAGAAGACCUUCACCUGCUCACAUCCCUCCUGCAGAAAGUCCUUCAACUUUAAGAAGCAUCUGAAGGAGCAUGAAAAGUUGCACAGUAAUCAGCGAGACUAUAUCUGUGAGUUCUGUGCUCGGGCGUUUCGAACCAGCAGUAACCUGAUCAUCCACCGCAGGAUACACACCGGAGAGAAACCGCUGCAGUGUGAAGUGUGUGGCUUUACCUGUCGACAGAAAGCCUCUCUAAAUUGGCACAUGCGGAAACACAAUGCUGAGAGCACCUACCAGUUCCCUUGUGAGAUCUGCGGCCGUCGCUUUGAAAAGAGAGACAAUGUUACGGCUCACCGUAGCAAGAGUCACCCAGACUAUAAUGCAGGCUCUCCGGAAAGAUCUCUUCCCCUUCCUCCCUCUGACCCACUCCUGCAUCCCUCGAGGCACCUCGGAUCUUCCCCUUCUGUUUCCAAGAAUCAAACCACAGCAGAAUAAGAGUUGUGACAACAGUUUGAACAUUUUGACCUCAAGCAAACUUAAUGUGGGACUGGUUGGUAAACAAAAUCUCCAUGUGGUGCCUUAUCAAUGUUGUUAGUUCUUAAUUUGUUUUUGUUUUUUAGAUGUAAAUUGAUUUUUUUCAGAGGCUGUGACCAUGACCGUCAUCAGUGUACACAGGUCAGCAUUUGACAAAUUGAGUUUGUUUACAUGGACACCAAUACCCUAAUUUUAAUAUGAUUGAGACAAUACUCUGAUUAAGAGUCUACCAUGCAAACAGCUUUUUUAAAAUUAAUUUAUUUUAUUUCUUAUUCAUUUUAAUUUAAUUUAAUCCAGUUAAGGUCAUAAUCAAUCUAAACAGAAAUCAGAUUAAGACAUGUGGAGUGUGCCGAUUUUAGUCGCAUUAUUGAAGUGCAGUACAGACAUGUGAACACCACAAUCAAACUAUUACUGUCUUGUAGGAUUUUCUCCACAUUUUGCAACAGGAUAGUCUAUACACACACGGCUGUUUGACACUAUUCUCUCCACCUACCGAAUCAGUGAAAGACCACAGACACCUGCAUCAUGAAAUGCAGAGUUUUUUUUCUCCCAUUCGGCGUGCAGAAUCAAAUUCUAUUAAAACAACACUCUUCCAGCAGUUCAUUCUCUCAUCCAAUAACUCAUUUGUUAUGGGGGACAUGCAUGAAAUGUUCCUGAAUGAAAGUGAAAUUGCCAACCUGCAGUUAAAGUCGACAAAUUAAAAAUAAAACACCCAAAUGUACAUGAAACUCCAGAGGAAAUGUGGCUAGUGUGCUGAGCCAAUGAGGUUAAUCGAAUUAUGUGAUGUAACGCGUAAAACAGGAUCAUGAAAGGAACAUUCAAAAAGCAACUCAUGUAAACACCUUAAUCAUAUUAUUGUCUAAUUCAGAUAAAGGCAAAUAAUUUGAUUACUGAUGUCCAUGUGAACGUAGUCAUUGACCGUUUGUCUUGAAAUCAUUUUAUUAAAGAUAUCAGGUGUCUAAAUACUACUUAAGGUGUCUUAAAAUAAAUGUAAAGUUGAUCUUAUAUUUUACCUAAUACGCAUUAUUAUUUAGCAUUUUAAAACAACAUUUGUCAAAAUGAAUGUUUAAAUAUAAAUGAAUAUGCCAUAAAUGUUAUCAACUUUGUAUUUAUAAUGUUAUGCUUGAAACCCCAUAUUAGACUGUUUUUGGAGACCCUUACAACCAAAAUAUGACCCUAUUUCAGUAUAAUCGGGGCUCUUUAACUCCUAAUGUUGCUAGUUAACACACUCAAUGCAUUUUUUUUCUCAAACAUCCCCUAAUUUCUUAAAUAUCAACCUCAAUCAAAGGGUUGAUAUGUCUGUUUGGUGAAGUACCGGAAUUAAUACAUACACUGUGAAAUCUAAAAAAAAUAUUAAGUGUAAGACCGAUUUAUUUAUGUUUUAAUAAUUUAAAAAAUAAAGCAUUUUUGAAGUAUGCCAUAAAUAUUUCACAUUCUUAUUUAAUAUGUUUUUUGUUUUUUUACAAU
Molecule: messenger RNA, 3300 nt
Organism: Danio aesculapii
Lineage: Eukaryota; Metazoa; Chordata; Actinopteri; Cypriniformes; Danionidae
Gene: znf692
Product: zinc finger protein 692
Exons: 12
Coding region: 253-1794 (513 amino acids)
Biological process (GO): regulation of transcription by RNA polymerase II
Cellular component (GO): kinetochore; chromosome
Molecular function (GO): chromatin insulator sequence binding
Source: RefSeq, a predicted model, not a curated record